GAUUCCAUGUCGAAACAAGUUUUUAUUUAUAAUAUAAAUAAUCACAUAUAUAAUAAAAUUAAAAUGUAUGUACAACCAUUUGCAUGUAACUUGCGCAACUAUAAUAUUUUUAAUUAAACGUAUUACAUAAAUGUCUUUCACUAAUAUAUUUAUUCGUUGGGUAAUGUGUUUACGUUUGUAACAAAAAAUCGACAGAUAAUACCGAUUUGAUGGAUCGAGAAUCACUACGAAGUCGAAUAUCGUGAAAUCGAUCAUUUCGAUUAAUCGAUCAUUCGGACGGUGGUAGUAAAAGAGCAGUGUGCAGUGGUUCACAAAAGUAUUGUAUAUUUUUGAACAAAGGACAAAUUAAAACGAGAUUAUAGUGGAGAUGGUUGGUUGUGUAUUCGAGUGAAGAAACUAAGUAAAAACUUCAGACUCCCCCUUUCUCGUAGAACGAUGUUAACCAUACGGUGACGAGGCCAGCCAGAUCGGCGGAAAACUACGUCACCAGUGACGGAUUCCCCCGAAACUGGGACAAAGUGCAGUGUACUCUGGCAUUGCGCUUUACCGGAAUCUCUCUCACUCCAUGUCCUAGUACCUUCCCCUCUUUCUCUCUCUUUUACUCUCAGGAUUGACCAAUCGUCUCGUCAUCCUCGAAUCCUCGAUCGAAACUGACAGGUAAACAUCAAGAUUUUCGGAAAGUUGGUCGGAUUAUUUAUGCAUUUGUCACAUAUUUUUUUAUUUCUUAGUAUUUCUUAUUAUUCAUCGUAUCAUUAUUUAUUAGUAGUAGUAUAUUACCAGUAUGGACGUUGUGUUAUUGAAUUAAAUUGAAACUGAAAUUGAACACUGUAUGUAUCUUUAUAAAAGUUUUCGACGUUACAUGUGUAACAUUUCUGCGAAUUUGUGCGCAGUAUAUUGAAAAUUUAAAAUAUAAGAAUUCAUAUUGUCAAAGACAAGGUAAAUUGAAGCACAUUUGUUGAAUUUGUUCUAGGUAAACUACGACGAAUGGUGCAGGUUCAACAAUACAGUGUCCGGAGGGUUCAGUAUCAUGUCAGAUGGGGUUGAUGCUGGCGGCGGGGAAAACGAGGUAGAUUCCCAUUCCUGUUCGCACGCCGACGUCGGAGAGUCCUCAAAUCCAAGAGAUGAGGAGAACUUGGAUCCAGAUAAUGAAGCUGCCUUAAAUACUAAUUAUGAUAGUGGUGAUGGUGCUGUGCCAGCUUUUAGGUCUGUCAUCUUCAUGUGUGAAAGGUGUGAGAACUAUGAAACUAUAAAUAAGACAGCAUUCUGCGCUCAUCAGGAUCAAUGUUUGGCUAAUGCAGAGCCAGGAGAAAGCACCGAGAACAUAGAAGCUACUGAAAAUGAUGGAGAUGGAGAAGAAACACAUCCUGGAAUUCGUUCUCAUAGGAAAAUGUUUGAAUGUGAUGUUUGCAAUAUGCAAUUUUCUAAUGGAGCUAACAUGAGACGGCACAAGAUGAGACACACUGGUGUGAAACCAUAUGAGUGUCGUGUAUGCCAGAAAAGAUUUUUUCGCAAGGAUCACUUGGCAGAGCAUUUUACGACACAUUCUAAAACUUUGCCAUAUCAUUGUCCAAUUUGCAACCGAGGUUUCCAGAGACAAAUUGCUAUGAGAGCUCAUUUUCAAAAUGAACACGUUGGCCAACAUGAUAUGGUCAAAUCUUGUCCUUUGUGCAAUUAUCGUGCAGCAACUAUGAAGUGCCUCAGACACGGGAUCGAUCUAGAUAAUCCAGGACCAAACAGUUCGAGUUCAUUGAUGAAUAGUUGUGCUCCAGGCGAAGCUAUGCCUUCUGCUCCUCUUUCAGAUAGUGGAGACAGUACUGGAAAUCGUUCUGCAGAUAAUGCAACACCGCCAAUGCAUUUUCUAACACCUCAUAUAGAAAUAUCAAUUCCUUAUCCAGAGCAAACCGCAAAUCAACGAAAUCCAAGUCCUGCUCCUUUAAACGGAGAUAGCCCAAAUAGCCCUCAAAGCGCAGAUAGUAAUAGUAAUGCUCCAAGUAGUAGUCACCAUCAGUUACCAAUUAACAGUAGUGGUAUUCACAGGAAUCUUGGUGGAAGUGAAGAGGCAAUCACACCUUCUAUUUCAUUAAUUCCUAUUAAGCAAGAACCAAACAGUAAUGGAGCGGAAGAAAACGGAGCAACAUCCAGUAAUCUUCCAUUACCAUCUUUGAUAAAAGUUUCUCCAUUAAAAUCUCUUCUUCGAGACGAUUUACGACGUAAACUUUCAUCUGGCUCAGGAAAUAAUAACAAUAACAACAAUAAUAACAAUGGUAAUAAUAGUUCAAAUUCAAAUCCCCACUCAAGAGGAGAACCUCCUAGUUCGACAAGGCCCGAUCAACGAAGUAGUGGACUUCAGUGCGCUCACUGUAGAAUUACCUUCCCUGAUCAAACAUUAUAUUUUCUUCAUAAAGGUUGUCAUAGUGAAAGCAAUCCUUGGAAAUGCAAUAUUUGCGGAGAACAAUGUUGCAACUUGUAUCAAUUCAAUUCGCAUUUAUUAAGCAAAAGUCAUCAGUAAUUAUUAAAAGAAUAAUGUUCUUUUAGAAUCUCGUUUAUUUAAAUUGGAUAAUAUAAUUAAUUUAAUUUAUAGAAGCAAAAUUAUAAUCUUGAAUCAGAAAGAAUUGUUUUGUGUUAUAAAACGUAAAUUAAAUUUAUAUAUAUAUCACACUUUUCUAAUAUUUCUAUUUAUUUUAAUAUCCACACAGGAUGUUAAAGAAAAAGAAUUUAGUACUUCAAGGAUAAAUCGUAUUCAUCAAAUAGAAAAGAAAAGUUUUAAUCAACAUAGAUCGAAAAAUUUAUUUAUUUUCAAAGCAAUUUUUAUUAUAAGCAAUUUUUUGUUCUAGUUAUAGUGCUCGAUUAUAUAUACUUGCUUCGUUAUAUGUAAACAACUGAUUAUCUUACUAUUUGUUCUACUAAUGUUUAUAGAAGAUUAUGUUUCUUUUCUGUUUCACAUCUUCGGAAUGGGAGAAUUUCGAACUUCUAUAUCAGGAAUCAGGUUUUUCCAAAUCUCGAUGUCGUAUUUUAAAUAGACCGGGCUCACAAAGACGUUCAUGAAGUUUCGUAAAUAACACAUGAGAUGGUAUUUUUCGGUUCGGAUAUUUUUCUAUAUAAAAUUGUUUACAAAAUUUUAUUAACAUCUUUGUAAGAAGGAUUUAUUUAAAACAUGAUAUCGAGAUUUGGGAAAACGAAGUUCUAUUUCGAUUCUUGGAGGUCGAAAUGAUUUGAAAUUCUUUCAUAGAAAGAUGUAAAAUUUGCAUGGAAAUGAAAAGAGCAUACGUAGAAAAUCUUCUCUGGGGAACGUCAAUAGAAGAAAUAAUAAAGUAUUCAAUUAUUACAUAUAAUUGAUUACUAGAAACAAGUAAGUCGAGCAUUAAAAUUGAAACAGAAAAUUGCUCAUGAAUUUGAAUUUUUUGAUCUAUGUUCAUUAGAACUUUUCUCUUUUAUUUGACAAAUAUCAUGUAUUCUUGAAGUACCCUGAAUCCUUUUUUUUUAACACUUUGUACAUAUAGUUAUUAAUUAACUAAAAAUUAAAUAAACGAGGUUCGAAAAAUAAUUUUGCAAUCUGGAAAAAGUCGUGCCUUCAUCAAAAUACCUUUGCCAACGCUCACAUUCGUCCGAAUCGUGCUAAUUUGUGAUGGUACGAAUGAUCCGUCCAUGGAGCUUUACUGAAACGUAUUCCAAAAGCUCGAUUGAUAGUUUUAUAUAUAUAAACCUAGUUAUAUAUAUUUAGAUAGAAAAAACAGUGACUACCAAUGUGCUCUUCGUUUUAUUCAAAUUCUUUUUACGCACUGUUUUUUGUUUGGUUUUUUUGUAAAAUUAUUUGUUAAAUUUUAUUAAUUUUAUAUUUAUAUAAUAUGUAUUCGUACAUAUAAUUUCAUUUAGUUUUAUUAGAAUAAGAAUAUUAUGAUUAUUACAUGAUACUGUUAUUUUGAUUAUUUAUAUGUAAAAAAGAAUUACAAAUAAUCAAGGAAAAUUACUUAAACACUAAAUUUCAGUUGUCGAUUUAUUAUCAUGAUGUGAAGAAAGAACAGAGCUGUGUAUUACAUUGCAUAUAAAUACAAAUAUAUAAAUAAGAGAAGGAAAUGACAACUAAAAUAUUGUGUCAGCAUAUUUUAUAUAAAGGUAUUUGUACAGAAAAGUAUUAAAGUAUAAAAAAGGUAUAAAAAAGGUAUGCAAAUAAAAAAGUCAAGAUAUCAUAUUUCAAAGAUUGAUAUUAAUAUCAGAAUAAAAAUAAUUAUAUGAUUGUUAAAAUUAAAGAAAAAACACAAGGUACAUAGAAUUAAAAACUAAUUGGGAAAUAAAUCACAAUAAAAUCAGUAUUUAAUUGUUCAAAUUAAUUGGUCAAAUAAAAAUUAAACAUUUAUUUCAGUAUAAAUAAAUACAAAACUCUAUCUCAUUAGCAGUCUUGAAAUAUAAUUUCGAGAUCCUAAUAAGUGUUUUGUGUACGUGUAUAUGUAUGUAUGUUUAAUACAGAAUAUUCAAUUUAUGUGGGUAAAUUUGUAUUAUUAUACGUUAUGUAAUAUACAAACAAUUUUCGAGUCACAGUCAUUAAAAAUUUAUACUGAUAUAUUAUAGUUAAUUUCAAAAAUAUAAAAAUAUAAAAAUAACAGACCAUAAUAGAAUGUGUAAUGAAAUUGGUACUCUGUACAUAUUCUAUAUUAAACAAGUACAUUAAGCGCGAUACGCACGAAUACUGUUGUCAAUGGUUGUAGUUAUUUAAAAGUUGUUCCGUAAAUUACGUAAUGUUUAAUACACUUAUCACUAUUACUAUAUUAUUACUAUUAUUAUGUUAUUAUUGUAUUAUUUAUCGAUACGUAAGUUAUUUAUUGUUACUUUGCAUUCCAAUGUACUAAGUUUUAAUUAUGCCUCAAAGUUGACGAUGCUUGUUUAUUUCAAAGUUUAUUUUUAUUACUUUUUUUAUUAUUCUUCAACUUUUUAAUUAUGUUAUGUUUUCGAAAUAAUAAAGAAAAUUUAAUUAAUUGUUUUUAAUGACAAAAUUUCAAAUCAUCAAAGUUUAUAGAAAAAUGUCUCUAUUGUGGAAUGUUUUAUAUUCGAUCAAUGUAUUUUUUUUUUUUUUUUUUUUUUUCAAUACAAAAUAAUAUAUACUUUUCAGUGCCUAAAAGUGAACGUAAUAUAUAA
This is a messenger RNA of Heterotrigona itama, 5130 nucleotides long. The record is from the annotation of a GenBank genome assembly. Lineage: Eukaryota; Metazoa; Arthropoda; Insecta; Hymenoptera; Apidae.